AUGACUAUUGAAUCAGAACCAACUCAAUCACUUGAUAGUAGCGUCAACAACAAUAUCCCGAACUCAUUGUCUAGGGGUCAACCGGUUACAUACAUUAACCCAGAACUAACAGAGUUGGAAAAUGCAAAACCUGGUCGUAAAGUAAGCUUACCUUUUGGAUAUGGACCAGUAUCGGAACAAGAAUCAAAUAAAACCAUUUUUUAUUUUGACAUUGAUAAUUGUUUAUAUCAAAAAUCAACAAGGAUAUUCGAAAUGAUGCAAGUAAAGAUUCAUGAUUAUUUUAAAAAUAGUUUGAAAUUGAAUGAUGAAGAAGCUUCUAAAUUACACUUGAAUUAUUAUAAAACCUACGGAUUGGCUAUUGAGGGAUUAGUGAGAAACCACAAAGUAGAUGCUUUAGAAUAUAAUUCAAAAGUAGAUGAUGCCUUAGAUUUACAUGCUGUUUUACGUUAUGAUAAACCUUUAAGAGAUACUUUGUUGACUAUAAAAAAUUCUGGAAAAUUUGAUUACUUGUGGUUAGUUACAAAUGCAUAUAAGAAUCAUGCUUUGAGAGUUAUUAGCUUUUUAGGUAUUGGUGAUUUAUUUUAUGGUUUAACUUAUUGUGAUUAUUCUAAGUUUCCAAUAAUUUGUAAACCAAUGAAACAAUAUUUUUUAAAUGUAUUUGAUAAGACUAGAUUAGAUUAUCAUGAUGAAAGAGUUUUACAAAAGCAAUGGUUUAUCGAUGAUAGUGAAUUGAAUGUUAAAGCUGCUUUUGAUCUAGGUGUGGGUCACGUUGUUCACUACGUGGAGGAAUCUAAAGAUUUGGAAAAGUUAAAAUCAAAAGAUGAUUUUAAGAGAUACUAUAAAGGUGAAAAUCGAAAGAUAUUGAUUUUACUGAAUUUCGCUGAAUUACCGAAACUUAUAGGUAUUGAUUCAAAUAAUGAGUUAUGA
This is a messenger RNA of Lodderomyces pseudojiufengensis, 927 nucleotides long. Its product is annotated as nucleotidase. Lineage: Eukaryota; Fungi; Ascomycota; Pichiomycetes; Serinales; Debaryomycetaceae. The transcript has a single exon. Gene Ontology annotation, biological process: nucleotide catabolic process; pyrimidine nucleobase metabolic process. The record is from RefSeq and is a predicted model, not a curated record. Bases 1 to 927 code for a protein of 308 amino acids. Gene Ontology annotation, molecular function: nucleotidase activity.